Molecule: messenger RNA, 1863 nt
Organism: Zingiber officinale
Lineage: Eukaryota; Viridiplantae; Streptophyta; Magnoliopsida; Zingiberales; Zingiberaceae
Exons: 7
Coding region: 1-1863 (620 amino acids)
Source: RefSeq, a predicted model, not a curated record
AUGACCAAGUCGUCAUGUGAUAAGUUACUUGAUCUUGAUCCAGAAAUUGAGAGGACUUUUAGAGCUUUGAGAAAUCAAGAGAAAAUUUCAGAGGACUCAGAAAGUUCCUUGUCAUCUUUAGACACCCCCAUGACUGAUCAUAAUAGAACGAUGAAGGAGCUUGCAGCUCCUGAUGAGGCAUUCAAAUAUUCAUGCAUCACUUAUCCAACUUUGGCAGGAGAUUUUGAGCUGAGAUCAGGAUUUAUCACCUCUUGGAUUGAUAUGAAGAAGGCUUUCUUAGAGAAAUUCUUUCCAGCCUCGAGGACUGCAACUAUCAGGAAAAAUAUCUGUGGGAUUCAAAGUAUGAUAGAUGCAGCAGUUGGAGGAGCUUUAGUGAAUAAAACUCCAGAGCAAGCAAGGGAGCUUAUUUCGAGCAUGGCUGAAAAUUCACAGCAAUUUGGAAGUAGAACACUCACUACUAGAGGAGUUGGUGAAGUUCAAAUGGUUUCCAAUGAACAAAAGGAGAUAAGGAACUCAUUGAUGGAAUUAACCUCCUUAGUGAAACAAUUAGCCUUGAGCAAUGCUAUUCAAUCUUCUAUUGUGCUGAAUGUGCAAUUUUCAUGUAAACAAAGUGUGAAUUUCCAGCAAGGGCAGAAUUUCAUACAGCAAGCACUUCCAGCACCUUCAAGGUUGAGUAUAACUCAAGGAAGCUCCAGUAAUGCUUCUAAUUCUGAUUCACAGCAAGCUAGAUUGGAAGAGUUAAUGCAACAACUUAGAAACUUAGAAAGGCAGAUUGGGCAAUUGGCUUCCAAUAUUAAUCAGAUUCAAGCUCAGCAAUUUAAUUCCAGCAGUGAAGAAUUUCCAGAAGUUCAGAAUGUGUCAGCUUCAAGUUCCAAUCCAAUUCUCGUCGAUCCUUUGAAUUUGGGGCAUGCACAAGGUAGUAGAAUUUAUAUUCCAGAAAUUUCCAGCAACUUAUGUCCAACUGAACAGUUUCCAGCAGACUUGCCAGAUUUCAGCAAAUCUAGGAAUUCAAGAUUUCAGAAUUCAGAGCCGAGCAUCCCUUUGCCUUUUCCUCAACGACGAACUCAACCAAGGUGGGAUGUAGAAGAGGAAAGAGCUAAGGAAUUUCAAGAGCUUGUGAACCUAUUUAGCAAAGUGGAGGUAAAUGUUCCUUUAUUCACAAUGGUCAAGCAAAUUCCCAAAUAUGCUAAAUUUUUGAAGGAUCUUUGUGCACACAAGAAAAAGUUGAAGGGGAAUGAGUUAAUUAACUUGGGCAAGAAUGUAUCUGCACUUCUUCAACCAAUUCCUCAUAAAUGUAAAGAUCCUAGAGUAUUUACAGUCCCUUGCGAGAUUGGGAGUAGUCUUUUUAAGGAUGUCAUGUUGGAUUUGAGAGCUUCAAUUAAUGUGAUGUCAAAAUCAGUUUUUCAGACCUUAGGGAUUGGACCAUUGCAUCCUACAGGAGUAGUCAUUAAGUUAGCUGACCGCAGUCAGACUCAUCUAGCUGGAAUCAUUGAAGAUGUAUUGGUGAAGGUGAGAGAACUUAUCUUUCCUGCUGAUUUUUACAUCCUAGAUAUGGAGGGAGACUAUCUGGCCAGUAAAUCUCCACUUAUUCUGGGGCGACCAUUUUUGAAGACUGCAAGGACAAAGUUUGAUGUUCAUGCGGAUUUUGCAGAAGUAGAUCAAGGUGAUGUUUUGACUACAGUUUUCAAGGAUGUUUUAGACUUGGAAGUGGAUGAUAAUUCUUAUGGAUCAUUUCCGAGAUAUUUUCAGAUUUGCAUCGACCUAGAGGAUCAAGAGAAGACCACCUUCACUUGCCCUUUCAGUACAUUUGCUUACAGACGGAUGCCAUUUGGAUUAUGCAACGCUCCAGGAACCUUUCAGUGA